GUCGGCCAAUGAGAUAACACGAGCAUUUCGUCUUUACUGCGAAUUGUUCCUUAUGUGACAUGGCGUCUGAUAGAAAAGUUUCUUCGUAAACCUAUUCUAGCGUUAUUAUUAUUUUUAUGACAUCUUUUGGCGAGUCGGCUUAUUGUACAAGCCACAAACAUUUCUUAGAGAUUUGCAUUGAUGGUAAUGCAUGCAAGGAAAACGCAGCGGAUGAACGAUGGGUACUUCGAGAAGCACCAAACCCAUCCCUAUCAGAGUUCGAAGUACAGUUCGUCAAAAAGCUAUGGAUCGGGUAAUGAGAGAUACGAGAGGAUACGCGACUCCCCCAAUGGAAACUAUCGUUCGGACAGUCCGGAUUCUCAAUCGCCCAGGGACCGGGACAGAUCUUAUCAAUCUAAAAGCUCCUACCUGCAGAAAGUACGUGAAAAGGAGAGAGAAAACAGAGACUAUAAGAUGUCGAGGGACAAGUAUUCGGAUAGUGCCAGAUCACCAAAGGAUAAGCGCAGCGUUAGAGAUUCCGAUCACCGAAUUAACUCGGAUAGGAAUGAUGAUAAAAGUAUCUUGCAUCCGAUAAAAACGUCACAGUUAUCCUCGAGAGAUAGGAAACCUUUGCAUAACAACUGUCUGGAUAAGGUAAAGAGAGAAGAAAGAGAUAGAGUCAACAGAGUGGGCGAUUGGUCAGAGCACGUCAGUUCAUCGGGCAAGAAGUAUUAUUAUAAUUGUAAAACGGAGGUGUCCCAAUGGGAGAAGCCGAGAGAAUGGAUAGAGAGAGAACGCGAGCGAGAUCGCUUCAGAAGUAGAGACAGGGACAGAGAAUCUGAUAGAAUUUAUGGUGGUUCUGGACGUUCGACGCAGAGACACGAUAAACAUUCCAACUCACGAGCGGCGAACAGCAGCAGCAGCAGUAGUAGUAAGGAACACAGGACAGAGAGCGCUACCAGCAGCCGGCAUUGGAGCAGCGGUAGCAGUAGAGAUGACGGCGAUUCCUCGUCGAAAGAAUCUUCUAGAUUGUUAAGGAAGCAUUCUGAGGAAAAUAUCCAAACGACCCAAGAUAUGGAUAUUUCGCCGGGCGACAGUACGCCCACUUCGGAAGUGUCCUAUUCGACAAAUACAUCUCAAACAAACGACCAACCUAGCACAGUAGGGCCAGUACUGCUAGCAAACGCCCUGCCGAAACUCGCUUCGCAUCCGAUCCACGUACCGUCGACGCCCGUCGUAAGGACGGAAGCGUCGCCCCAAAAUACGCCAGUAGCGUCUGCGAUAACAAUAUCCAAUUCGCCGGGUCCUCCGAACGCCAGCAUGAGCUUAACCGCUUCGAUGGCCUCCAUUCCGAGAAUGAUGUCGCAAUCGAUGAUGACAUCGGAUAGUAAUUCGUCGGAAAAGAUUUUACAGAGAUCGGUGGGAGAUAGUGCAGUGCUCGCUACUCUUACUGUAGACACUAACAAUCAUUCGGGAAGUGUUGUUGAAGGCCCUCCGACGCCUACUCAUUCGGAGACGCCAGAUUGUGCAAAGGCUGCUGUAGUACCUGUUAGUAGUCCACCAGGAAGUUUACCAACGUUGCAAGGUGUAUCUAGUUCGUUACAAGCGUUACGACCACAGGGGCCCACUAUCACACCAUCAUUAGCUAAUCACUAUAGGGAUGAUUUGGUAAAUCACGUAAGGGGAUGGCCAGCCGAAUUAUUAGAAAAGGAGGCGCAAAAGUUGGCGGAAGAGGCACACAUUUUGGGCAGUAUACAAUGUUCUAAAGUCUCGGCUGAACUGAAGUCUGCGAGGUCAAUAGUUCGACUAACCGAAAUCCAAGCGACAUUACAAGAACAGAGAAUAUUAUUUUUACGUCAGCAAAUUAAGGAAUUAGAAGAGUUAAAGUCACAAAAUUCAUUUAUGUCAGAUGAUACUUAGUAGUGAAUUAUUACAAGAUUUAGUCAUAUGGUCAACAAAACAACUUCAAAGAAAACUUUAUUUUAAGUUUACUUGUUUAAUUUUUUAAUUUAUUCAAACAUUGUAUAUUUUAUAUUUUCCAAGUUUUUUUCAACGUCCUUCUAGAUGGGCCUAUCCGGCAUUUUAUAAUUUAAAUAAUUUAAUGGAAUAAUAAAGACUAUCUUCUAGGUAGAAUGAUGUGACCUUGAAUUUGUAUUAUAUUGGUUUUAUGUUUUAGAUUUAGAUAAAUUAAUUAAUAUAAUAUAGACCAUAGUUUUUCAAUUGUGUAUAUUUUCAUUUGUUAUUUUUGUAAUUUAUAAUAACUUAAUUCGACUAAAUGUUAAGUAAUAUUUUUAUAAUUUGAUAUUUUUGUCGCUGUAAUUUCAUUUUUAAUGUUAAAUAUAUUUUUCUUUGCGAUUUGGUGUUAUUUAAUAGUAUUUAUUGAAUCGAUUGUCUCUAAAGCAAGUAUGUUGACGAUGCGCUGUAUAAAUCAAAUGAAAAUAUACACUCGAGAAGGCAACAAAAACGUCGGGUUAUUUUUAACGGCAUAUUAACUCCGUCUUGUCGCAUGUAUUGAUGGAAAGAGGAGAUUCUAGGAUGGAAUAAUGCAUUUCAAGUGGUUUUUCGAAUUUUUCAAAAUUGCUGGAGCACUCGUAUCUCAUUUUCACCCAGUUGGAAUUUUGAUGUUCCCUUCGAAGAGGCCAAAUUAUCCGCUUUUUAAGAAACGUGUUGCCUUUUGCCGUUAUCAGUUACUCCUAUUGCAAAUGUUGCGAGCUAUUCUCCAAAUAACUAGACGUCUACAAAUUAAUCUUGUGAUAUAAAUCCUGUUGAAAGUGGAACUCUGUUUUAUUUUUUAAUUUCUGUAAUUGUCGAAUUCUCUUUAUUCAGUACGUAUUUAUAGUACAUAGUUAUGAAUUAACUGUGACAACAAGUAAUUGUAAAACUAAAACAGUGUGCCACAGUUGGAUGGUUCGAUUCUGUUAAUGUUUGAAGUAAUUGUCGCAUUUGAAAACACGUUAAUUUCGUACUAUCGAAUUAGGUUUUUAUUUUUUUAAGCUGACUUUAAAUGAGACAAUUAUUGUUGAAUCUUGUAUUUCAUUUGGAUCCUGAAAUCGGCGUAUGUGCUACAGAUGUGCAAGCUUCGUUUUCUUUGAUGAAUUUUAGCUAAUUUUAAGGCUUUGAAAUCGAGCAAUUUUUAACGUAACGUGACGUGAUUAUCGGAUGUAAAGUAUUUGUAAUAUAUACUGCGCUUUUUUAUUUGAAAUUUACACAUUAAGUAAUAUCUGUUUCUUCUACGCCGAUGCUGGGACAGAUUUAAUUAUAUUUUCAUUUUCGAAGACAUUGAAAUUUUGUAUAAAUUCAAAACGAAUCUGACACGUAGAACUCUCCUUGCCUACUUAGUACAUUUUUCGGGUUCGGCUGAGGAAUUGUAUAGUUGUCUCAAUGUAUUUUGAGUGUAUGUCUGUUAUAUUUAAUCUUGUAAAAUUGAAAUGUUCCAAACAAGUAACAUUAAAGAACUUUUUAAUCUACGGAUAUUUUAUUCUUUUAAUUCGCUCUAUGAUAUUGUAAUACAUUUUUACAUGUUUUGGAGAUAUAAAAACCAAUAAAUUGC
Molecule: messenger RNA, 3529 nt
Organism: Phyllotreta striolata
Lineage: Eukaryota; Metazoa; Arthropoda; Insecta; Coleoptera; Chrysomelidae
Source: the annotation of a GenBank genome assembly